Messenger RNA from Rhinichthys klamathensis goyatoka, 4728 nucleotides. RefSeq names its product nuclear protein, ataxia-telangiectasia locus (gene npat). Lineage: Eukaryota; Metazoa; Chordata; Actinopteri; Cypriniformes; Leuciscidae. The coding region runs from base 164 to 4195 and encodes 1343 amino acids. The record is from RefSeq and is a predicted model, not a curated record. Gene Ontology annotation, cellular component: nucleus. The transcript is spliced from 17 exons. Gene Ontology annotation, molecular function: protein binding; transcription coregulator activity.
UACCGGAGGCGAAUUUCCGCGCCUUUUCGCAGUGGAGAUGGAUGAGAGAGCAAAACAACCUCCAAUAUUUCAACUAGAUUAUCACAUUAUGGACUAAUUUAAUCUUUAAUAAUAAUCAUACUUCAAAUGCAGACUGUUUGCUGACAUAAGGUAACAUCGAAGAAUGUUGCUCCCGUCUGACGUCGCCAGACUUGUGCUGGGCUACCUGCAGCAAGAAGGGCUCACUGCCACAAGUCGAGCCUUCAUCUACGAGAGUCCAAACCUGAAGGAAUAUGCCGAGCACAGCUCAGAGGAUGGGAUCAUCCCUGCCUGUGUGUUUUCUCUAUUUGGAAAAAACCUGAUCACGAUUUUAAAUGAAUAUGUUGCUGUCAAAGCAAAAGAAUCAAUUCUAGAAAAUCAAAUCCCUGUACUGAUGACAUCAUUAUGGAAAAAGCUUGACUUCACACUCAACCAAAUCAAGUCUCUGCAAAAUUCUCCUGCCGUGCAACUGAAUCAGCGAUUGCGCACUCGGAAUAGCAUUCAAAACAUGAGACGUCAACAGAGACCCGUGUUGGUAUCACAGUCUCCCAUCUCUGGGCACCCUCCAGUGACUCCAGUCGGCCAAUAUGUCCCCGGCUCUGUGUCCACCCCUCAAGGCUUGCUGGGACAUUCUACCCCAAUGUCUUACACUUCUCAGCAUACCAGACCCUCUACUCUCUGCCUUAGUCAGCCAGGGGAGUCACCGUUGCAGAUACUGGUCCCUGAUAAUAGACUGAAUCCUGGACCUUUGUCUCCGGCCCGCAGAAAAUGUGACUCUCCGAGGCGGCGAGGAGGUGGUCAGUUGGGUGCCAGCGGGCCCAGCAGGGCCACAGUAGUGUCCAGCACUCUCAUCAUGGAAGCUCAGAGUGAAGAGACUGUGACGGAGAACUUAUCUCAAAUAGUUAUAGAAAAUGCCAGAGAUAAAAUUCUCAAUGAUAGAUCCUUACAAGAAAAACUUGCUGAAAACAUCAACAAGAUCUUGGCAAGUGAUAAUAGCCCUCAGACAUCAAAAACUGCCUGCAGUGCUAUGGAACAAGAGCAGUCGAUCGAUGAAAUCCUGGGCCUCCAGGGGGAAAUUCAUAUGACGGAUGUUGCCAUCCAAGACAUACUGGCACAGACGGAGUCAGACCCGGCAUUUCAGGCGCUCUUUGAUCUCUUUGACUAUGGGAAAAGUAAUAUGGCUGAAGGCAGUGAACAGGCUGAUGGGAGUUUCAGUACCAGUACAAGUGCACCGGAGAGUGAUGAGACUGGGCUUGUAGACAGCGCCUCUGAAACGGGUACUGGACAGGAGGAUUCCACAACAGGAGGAGAAAGUAGUGCACAAAACUUAAGCAUCCAAAAUAUGUCUGAGUCAAAAAGCAAAAAGAAAUCUUCCGGCCUUCGUAAUGUGGCAAAGUCUUCUUCUACAGCUUCGCAGCCACGUAUUAUAACCAAACAAACAGCAGAAGGAUCCACAAAUUCUAAGACAGGGGUAGUCAGGGCUAGAGUUUUAUCUGGCAAUAAACAAUCCAGAGGUGCGCCUUCAACUUCUCCAAAGUUGAACGAUAAAGCGGAUUCACGUCCACCUGACCAAAUCGUAUCAAGUUCCUCCUUCGCUGAAGAAGGAGUUGGCAUGGAGAUAGAUGAACCAGAAAGUGAAACCUCUGAGAGAGUAAAUGUUCAGAAUCAACAGCUAGUUCAUCUGGAGAGCUCUCACACAACUGAAACAAUCAAUGAAAAUGCAAGCAGUCACGUUCUUGUGUCAAAUAAGACGCCACAAACCACACUCGCUACUGAAAUCUCAGAUAAUACAUCUGUAAAUGAGUCUGGGAGAGUAACAGGAAUGACCAUCGGACAGAAUGUGGAUAUGGGAACCUCUUUAUCCAUUCAAAGUGAGGCUGUGACCUCACUUAAUCCACCCCAAACUGACAUGGACACAUCCGCCAAAACAGCUUCUCUGUCCUCCUCAAAUAAAACGCCUUUAACUCCUUCCUGCACACAAACUCAGCCCAGCACUAUCAGGAACAAUCUCCCUACAGCAGCUUCUUCAUCUUCUGCCACUACGCCGAUUACCUCCACGUGCGUUUCUGAUGCCCAGGCCAAGGAGCCUGACCCCAGUAAGAUCGUGUCUCUGAAAAUCAUCAUCAGUGAUGAGCAGGACGAGCUCACUACUGAUGCAGCACUGAACCAGGCUGUUUCCAGCAUCACCAGUGACCACAUUCCCACCAUCUUCCUGUCCUCCCCUGCCAAGACUUUGCCUGCAACCUCUACGGUCAUAACACAAGAUGAAACGGCUCAGGCUGUGAGCUGCUUACAGGGGGCGGAGGGUGUUGGAUCAUUUGGAACACCUACGAGGAGCAUGCAGAAUAAUGGACAGGCUCCUCUGGCACGUCCCACAGGUCAGGAAACCGGUUUCAUUCAGCUGUUACAAGCCAACACAGCCUUUGGGUCUUCAGGUAGCUAUUUUGUCGUAACAGAUCCGGCUGCUGCCGAGCAGCGGGCAAAUGUCAUGCUGCUUUCAAGUAAUGUGCCUCAAGGGACUAUGUCUUCAUUGCAACAUGUGGUAACUACGCCACCUCGCCAGAGGACUGUGGUGUCCAUGGGACCAAAUGUCUCUCAGACCUUUUCGCCUGGCUCCACAAUCAUUAUAUCCUCACCAGUUCCGCCCAUGUUACAAAAUGUAAUGCUUCCAUUGUCUGUAAUGGGGCAGAAUACUGGAAAACUCACAGUUCUUCCCAAUCAGAUGGCUUUGCCAUGUUCACCCACUGUAAGGCAACCUGCAAAAAUUAUUUCUCAACCUAAAUUGGCACCCAAGGAAAACACUGACAUGGGCAAAACUGUCACAUCUGGGUCCGGCCAAGUUUCAAAAGUACUUCCCCAGACGUCUGAGCAACAAAAGUGUGUGAGUGGAACAAGUCCCAGCCAUCGACGAAUACUUUGCUUUGACGUUACACCUGAAAACUCUGCAGUCGGGCAAAAUUCCUUACAGACAAACACACCCGCGUCCUCUGCUGUUACAUCCUCCCCGACUCAGCAGAUUCAGAAAGAAAUCACACCCACUAAACCGAAACAGCCUUUAGUUUCUGACAAUUGUAAAAGAAGAAUAGAAACGAUAAGAUUGCCAGAUGUACAUCCCAAUGCAGUUAUAAAGAACUCUGAAAAAAUCACCAUAUUUCAUCAACAAAAAGAACUCCCAAAAAGUAAAGUAACAGAAAAGGGAUUAAAUCUAAUCAUUGUAAAUACCAAGUCUUCCAACAAAGCUGCAACUGAGCCAGAGUCUCACAUUAGAUCAGAAUCACCGAAAAAAUCACAAGGAUCACAGGAGGAUGGCGGAGUGGUUUUACAGAGUUCAAAAUCAUCUGCUCCGGGGCCAAAGCAGAAACCAGUAGGCAACACAAAGGACAGCACACAAGAAGAAUCUCGUGAAAGAACGCUUUUAAAACCAGCAGAGAGUUUCUCAGAGAAAGCUUCCUUACAGGACUCUCCAGGCAUCACUGCAAAUAAAGAAAAUGAGCUCGAGAGCUGCCAUCAUCAGACAUCUGCACGCCCCGCUGAGGAUCUUAUAUCUUCUACAGCAAAAUCGCCGGCACCCGUAUCGAGCACUUCCAAUAAAACUUUAUGCAAGACGAGCCCCCUAACUAAACAAGCCGCUGAGAUGCUGCAGGACAUACAGGGCCAGGCUCCUGCGGACACUCCGCCGAAGAGGCCGGCAGCGAGAGGUCCAGAUCUCCCUCUCCCAAGAACACCUGGACCAGGACGUGCACAGGAGGAGCAGAUGGAUGGUUUGAGAACCCCGUCACGGCAAAGACUUAGGAGGGAGGGUGAAAGCACGCCGAGGCAUCUCCCCCCUCCCGCCACACCUGAUAUCCCCUCCUGCAGUCCUGCCAGCGAGGCGGGGAGUGAGAACAGCAUCAAUAUGGCCGCCCACACUCUCAUGAUCCUGUCACGCGCCGCCAGGACAGGAGGUCCUCUGAAAGACAGCUUGCGUCAAGAGGAGGCCAGUGCUGGGAAAUCCGCCAUCCCUAAAGCAAAGAAACGAAAGCAACUUGAAACAAGCCCUCUGGCAAAGAAAGAGCUACAGCUUUCCAGCUCCUCAAGCAGUAAAAAGAAAUCUAAGAAACAGAAGAAGCUGCUGGACUCCUUUCCCGAUGACUUAGAUGUGGACAAAUUCCUGUCAUCCCUGCAUUAUGAUGAGUAACGACGCUGAGGACAAGCCAUGCUGCUCGCCAGCAUAUCAGGGACAUAACAAGCCAUGUGUGCUACUGAGAGUGAUCUAUUCAGCAGAGUUACCGAAUCUAAAUAGCUGCUUUCUGUUUUACAUCCAGAAUGUGAGAUAUUGUACAUAUACACCAUGAUAGCCUAGUAAUCAUUUGCAUACUUUAAAGAUGUUUAUAUGCUGGCCCCGACUAAUUCGGCACUCUUCAAAACAAAAAAGGAAAUAAUUUAAGACUAAACUGUAAUUAUUGACUAUGUAUGUGAAAGAGUGUCAUUUCAUUUGUUUCACUGCACCAGCUGUCAUUUAGUUCAUUGCCUUUUUUAUGUUUUACUUAACUGGACCUUUUCCAUCAGCUGCACAAUGUGACUACAUUUCUGUGAACAUAAUUUCCUCUGUACAUCCUCUAGGUGGUAUUCUUUCUUUACAGUACCGAGAGGGAAGUUAAAUGUUAUUGUUUUCUGUCCUUUAGAUGGUUUAUUAUUUUAUGUAUUUUAAUAAAUCACUAUUUUAUUGAA